AUGAGCACACCGUUACAAGUUGAGCGACAACUUCCGUCUUUAUCACAUUCCUCUUAUUCAUUAAGUGAACAACAACACUCAGCGUCUUUAGCAAACGUUGAACAGCCUCAAAAUUUUUUUGGACACAUGCCUUCUCAAUCUUCAUGUUCUACUCCUUAUUCUUCUCCUUCUUCAAGAAUUCGAACUGUUGCUGAUUCUGAUUCCACAAAACAAUCAGGUUCUAGUAGUACUAUGAGAUUGGCAAAUACAAGCUUAGGUACCGAUGAUAACGGAAGUGCCAUUAUGAAACGAACUAACAAAACUCAUGUUCCAAGUGCGUGUGUAAAUUGCAAAAGAGCGCACCUUGCUUGUGACGUGUCAAGACCUUGUAAACGAUGUGUUGCUCUUAAUAAAGUUGAUACUUGUAUCGACAUUAAACACAAGAAACGUGGACGUCCAAAAUUGAAGGAUAAAAAACCUCAUCCAUACAAUACUCAUGCUACUGGUGACGCGAAAACUUGGGUUUCGAGUACACAAUUUCUUCCUCCUACUACUACAAAUCCUUCUCCUCGAAACCCGCAAAUUUCUCCUACUAUUACUAUGUUCUUGACUACUGCUGGUGCUCAUUGUGCUAAAGUUUCUGAUGAAUGUUUAGUUAAUAUGGGUUAUUAUCCUUAUGAACUUGUUCAUAAAUCUUUAUAUGAAUACGUUCCUCCUCCUGAUUGUGAAAGAUUACAGAAACUCAUUGAUUCUUUACUGGAGAAUGCUCAUAGAUAUUAUCAUACUCUUCAAUCCACUCAUCAAUACACUUAUCAACCUCCUUCCUUUGAUCAUCCUGUUACUUCUGAUGAUUCUGGUUUUUGUCAUGCAACUCCUGAACAAUUACAAAUUCCUGCCUAUGGUACUCUUAUUGAAGCUGCUGAUAUGAUUCAUUUAAAACAAAGGAAUGGUCAAUAUGAUUUAUAUAAUGUUAAAACUUACCUCGGUGGUGGCCUUGGUGCUGAUUUGACGCGAAAAGAUACUUGGUCCAAAUUAUAUGUUGUGGCUUUUUUCACUAGAGUUAAAACCGGUGCUUGCGUACAAAAUGAUUGUAGUAUUUAUACUCAAUCUAGAAUUAGCAAUAUUAGCAACAUUAACAAUAUUAAUGGCGCUGUCAAUAGUUUUUCAACUUCGAACACUCCAUCUACUAUCACCACUAUUGAUCCUGCUCUACUUACGAUGAAUCACCCAUCGAAUGAUAAUGUUUCCUCAAGUAUAGGUACUGGAAAAUUUGGUCUUUUAAGUCCUGUAUUAUCACCAAGACAAGGUUUAUCAGAAUUAAAUCCAUCAUCUAUAUAUAUUGAAGCUCCUCCACCACCACCAAAUCCUCAAGAUUUUCAUUCUCAUCAAAGAGCUUCUCAUUAUUCAACUUCAUUUACUUCGGUCACUCAAAAUAUUCCUAGAUCUGAUUCACCAUCUCAACCCUCUUCGUCAGUCUUAUCUGAUAGACGAUCUUUAUCGAGUAGAUCUUCGAAUAAUACUUCAUUUUAUCAUGAAAUGGAUACCAAACCUAUUAUAGACUCUUCAUUUGAGCAUAAUCAACUUGAUCGUUCAUUACAAUAUCAUCACAUACCUGCGAAUAGUGAUGUUUCACAGUCAACUCCUCAAUUCUCAAAUGAUGAACAUAAAAGUAUUAUUUCAAGAGAUUCUGAGUCUCGUGUAAACCCUCUUGGAACUGAAUCAGAUUCUACUUCUGUUACUAGGAUGAGUGUAAAUUCAUUACUAUGUUAA
Molecule: messenger RNA, 1749 nt
Organism: Dentiscutata heterogama
Lineage: Eukaryota; Fungi; Glomeromycota; Glomeromycetes; Diversisporales; Gigasporaceae
Source: the annotation of a GenBank genome assembly